GCUUUCACGUUGGCAGCAGAUACAGUUGUACCUGGAGUCCUGUUCCGAAGUUUUACUGUGGGAUAAGAAUUAAAAAGUCGAAAAAAAAUGGGCCUCAAAAGAAGGAGCGGGACAAAAAAUCCUCCAAUUUUCAGUAGUGAAUUUUUUAUUCAAAAUCAUGCUGAUAUAAUAUCAUGCAUAUCUAUGGUUUUUGUAAUCGGUCUUCUGUUUCAGGUAUCUGCUCCUAUAGCAUCUGUAUUUGUUGCUAUGCAUCACAAUGUGACUGAAGCACUUGAGCCCAGUGAUAUUGUUCUGUAUACAUAUGGACGCCAAGAUGUCUGCGUUAUUACAUUUUAUUUUCUCAUCGCAAUAGUAAUGCAUGCAAUCCUGCAAGAAUAUGCUCUUGAUAAAUUAAAUAGAAAACUUCAUCUAUCAAAAGUGAAGCACAGCAAGUUCAAUGAGUCUGGCCAAUUACUUGUAUUUUACCUGAUUUCCCUAAUUUGGGGAGGAGACAUUAUACUGAGAGAAGGUUAUUUACUAAACAUCAGCAAACUUUGGCAAGAUUAUCCACAUAAUGAAAUGACAUUUAUGUUCAAAUUCUACUUCAUAGUGCAGUUAGCAUACUGGCUUCAUUGUUAUCCUGAAUUGUAUUUCCAGAAAGUUAAAAAAGAUGAAAUGAAACCUAGGAUUAUCUAUACUACAUUGUAUUUAGUCUUCUUAACUGCAGCAUAUGUUUUGAAUUUUACAAGAAUAGCAAUUUGUCUGUCAGUGAUGCAUUACCUUGUUGAAAGUGUCUUUCAUACUGCAAGACUUCUGUAUUUUGCAGAAAAAUCUAAAGCAGCGAGCUAUGGGUUCACAAUAUGGAAUGGUCUGUUUGUUCUUGUAAGAUUAGGUUCAAUAACUCUCUCUGUAUUGACAUUUUGGUAUGGUCUAGCAUUGCAACAAGCAGCUAGUGUAAUGGAUAUUGCUUCUGGAAAUUUUAACACGCAGCUUAUUCGGAUUAACUGCUUAGUUGCAGUAUGUUUACUUCAGGCUUGGAUGAUGUGGAACUUCAUCAAUUUUCAUUUGAAACGAAUGAGGGAGAGAGCUGCCCAAAUUGCAUCUAGUAAAAAGAAAGCUUUAGCAAAGAAAGAAAAGAAACUCAAGAAGGAUGAAUUGAAGAAGGCAUCCGAAGAGGAUGUAAAUGAGCUUCCAGAAGUGGACCAAAAUACGAAGAAAGAUCUAAGGGCCCGGACUGGAGUGGCCGCUAGUCCGAAAGCAAAGCGCAAUUAGAUAUGAAUAAAACUUUCUUUCAUAUUGUUGGUUUAAUUUCUUCUUAUUUUUCCAGCAUUGGAGUGAUGAGUGAAAGUUUUGUACUUUAUGUUCCUUUUCUAAAGUUAUGCAUUAAAAUUUUAUUUCUUUUGUA
Stegodyphus dumicola is the source of this 1384-nucleotide messenger RNA. RefSeq names its product translocating chain-associated membrane protein 1 (gene TRAM). Gene Ontology annotation, cellular component: endoplasmic reticulum membrane. Lineage: Eukaryota; Metazoa; Arthropoda; Arachnida; Araneae; Eresidae. Gene Ontology annotation, biological process: protein insertion into ER membrane; SRP-dependent cotranslational protein targeting to membrane, translocation. The record is from RefSeq and is a predicted model, not a curated record.